This is a messenger RNA of Lineus longissimus, 1892 nucleotides long. Its product is annotated as thyrotropin-releasing hormone receptor-like. Lineage: Eukaryota; Metazoa; Nemertea; Pilidiophora; Heteronemertea; Lineidae. The record is from RefSeq and is a predicted model, not a curated record. Gene Ontology annotation, biological process: G protein-coupled receptor signaling pathway. The transcript has 3 exons. Gene Ontology annotation, molecular function: G protein-coupled receptor activity. Gene Ontology annotation, cellular component: membrane. The coding region runs from base 4 to 1092 and encodes 362 amino acids.
GAAAUGUCCGCUAGGGGAGGUUCCAUUAUAUUUCAGAAUACAAUGGACACAAUGGACGACAGUGCGGCAAAGAAUACGUCCUUGACCUUCAACAACGAGGCCGACGAGUUACCAGAACAUCCUCUUCUGUUUCUACUCUACACAAUUCUUUCUCGCUACAUUUGGAUUGUUCCAGUUGUGCUGGGCGUUCCUGGUAAUGUCUUGUCAAUCCUGGUGGCGAAUAGGAAGCACAAUCGGGCGCUGUCGCCGUGUGUCUACAUGAAGGCAAUGGCCGUGGCGGAUACGCUGGAACUAUUGGAGCAUGUCCUAGGCCUGACUGUAAUGUACUCUGAGCCAGGCCAGAACAUUGUCCACAUGAGGGAUGCAUUUUACAAAUAUCAUUAUUAUCUUGGGUUUGUGUUUGCAAUGUUGUCUGGUUUCUUCCUCGCCCAGAUGAGUAUUGACCGCCUGAUUGCCGUGAGGUUUCCCUUGGCCGCGCCGGGCCUCUGUACCACACCCAGGGCCAUUAAGACAGUCGUCAUCACUACUGUCCUAGUCGUCAUCUUCAAUUUAUAUGUACCAUUCGUGGUAGUGUAUUACAAGAACCCCAUCACAGGAGCCGAAAUACUGGUAUUUCAGGUGCCAGAACACAUCGAGAUUGAAAUAUUGGCCAGUUUGUCGCAACUGCUCCUGGGGACUGUUAUCCCGUUCGUCAUCAUCCUCGGAUGCAACAUCAUCAUCAUCAUCACGGUCAGAACUGCUUCGGCAAAAAGGGCAAAAAUAAGCGCCGGUCAAGGUCAGGGGAACCGGAAGGAGGAAACGCACCUGACGCGCAUGCUCAUCUUUGUUAGCUUGGCGUACAUGGUGACGUCAAUUCCUUAUCGUUUGUAUUAUCUCGUGAUGGACAUGCCAGAGCUUGGAGACGUUUACGAUAUGAACGAUGAGUAUUGGAACCUGCGCUAUUUGGUCCAGGUGUUCUUCGUGUUUAAUCUGUGGAUGUUUAACUACGCAAUAAACUUCUACUUGUACUGUAUUGGAGGCGGGGCAAAAUACAGACGAGAUGCUGCAGAAGUUUGUAAAGAGAUUGUCCCAUGCUGUUUUAAAUGCAGAUAAAUCACAUUAUUGAGCUAAACUAAGUACACGUACUUUUGAUAUGAACGAUAUGAAAAACACGAAGGUCGUCUUGAAGCAAGCCCUUCAUUCGAGAAAUGAGAGAAACCUGUCGUUUCUUCCUAAAAGGCAAAGAAUGGCAGUCGUUUCUUCCCAUAAAUGAAAGAAAGCCUGCCGUUUCUUCCUUGAAAGCAAAGAAAGGCAUUUGUUUCAUUCGAGAAAUUGGCGCCAUACUGUCUUGACCAUUGUCAUGUACAUGUAGGCCUAUAUAGAUAUGUAUUGUUGAACCAUUGGUCGUUCGCGGGUAGGCGCGUUCGUUCUCUUGGCCGUGCUCGUUCUGUUAGAAGUUGUAUUUGCCGUUCUAUACAUGUAUAUUCAGUUAACGGAGUAAUACAUAUUCAUCACGAAGACUUCUUGAGUUUGUGUCGUGCAUGAUAUCCUUCUAUUAAUACUCGCGUGAUGGCACUUCGAUUCGAGCUCUAAAUAACACCUCAUAGGACAUCCGAUCGAAGGGACGAUACACGUCGUAAAAUUCCCUACGCUGAUCCAAGGUGGACAUACUGCAUGAAUACGUAAGUACAUGUAUAACACUAAAGUUUAGAUCAGUGAAAACAUGGACUCUUUGAAAUUGUCAAGAUUUAAUUCAUGUUCGGUCCAUUGAGUGCCUUCAUACACUAUCGGGACCCGAGUUGGCAGGGUCUGGCCAAAGGUACUUGGCUGACCUCUUGUCACUAAACAGUAAUAGUGUGAUCACAAAUAGUAAUGUUACACAGCCCUGGGCAUCCGGUGUCAUAGUUGACCAG